AUCUUGGAAAGUUGGUGUUUGUUAUUUUUGUUUUAUUUUAUUUAGUGCUUUCUGUUUCAUACUAUCUUUAUUUUACUUUGAGUUAAAUAAAUACCAAAAUGCCAUCGCCGGCCCCUUCGAAAGACGGUUCCGUUACCCCUCGUACCAGACCCCAGGGCUCCCGAACGCCAUCCGGAUCUCGGACCCCAUCCGGAUCUCGAACGCCUCAACGAGACGAUGCCUCGUCCACAUCAUCCAGAACCAGAACCCCUCGCAAAACGGCCGUCACGCCGGCGAAGAGCGCGGACACCCCGUUGCGCUUCGGGGCCAACCGGCGCGUAGACAUCGACGCCCCGAGCGAGAUCCCCUCGUCUCCCGCCCAGAGCGUGGCGCCUACAUCGGAGUACAGCGGAGGUGUUGCGAUGAGCGAAAUCGACUUGAGUUCUCCGCUGAAUUACGGCACCCCGAGUUCCUUGGGGUCGAUCAGAACGCCCCGGUCGGGAAUACGGGGCACCCCGAUUCGCAUGAGGCCCGACGUCCGGUCCGAUAAGAGGAUGCGACAAGUAAACGUCGGCGCCGAGGCUAAUUUGGAAGCGAUUCCUGAAAACCAAGACACCGAUUCGACGGCUCCUCACUUGGUCAUUUGGGGCACCAACGUUUCCGUAGCGGAAUGCAAGGAAAAAUUCAAACAGUUUGUGUUACGUUUCAUCGAUCCCAACGCCGAAGAAGACGAACGGACCGACGACAUGAACCUAAACGAACCCUUAUACAUACAAAAAUUAGAAGAAAUCCACACGCUGGAAGAACCGUUUUUGAACGUGAAUUGCGCCCAUUUGGAAACCUUCGAUUCGAGUUUAUACAAAAAGUUGAUCUGCUAUCCCCAAGAGGUGAUUCCCACGUUCGAUAUGUGCAUCAACGAAAUGUUCUACGAGAGAUAUCCAGCCGCUGUGCUCGAUCAUCAGAUCCAAGUCAGGCCAUUCAACGCCGAGAAAACCAAAAAUAUGAGAGGACUAAACCCCGAAGACAUCGACCAGUUGAUAACCAUCAGCGGCAUGGUCAUCAGAUCGUCGAACAUCAUGCCGGAAAUGAGAGAGGCCUUUUUCAAAUGCAUCGUGUGCCAGUUCACCACAUCGGUGGAAAUCGACCGAGGGCGCAUCACCGAACCGACGCUGUGCAGCAGCUGCAACACCAAUCACACGUUCACUCUCGUCCACAACCGGUCGCAGUUCACCGACAAGCAGAUGAUCAAAUUGCAGGAGUCCCCCGACGACAUGCCGGCCGGCCAAACGCCCCACACGGUGGUGCUGUUCGCCCACAACGAUCUCGUCGACGCCGUCCAACCAGGGGACAGGGUCACCGUCACCGGGAUUUACCGGGCGCAGCCCUUGCAGGUGAAUCCCAGGCAGAGGAACAUCAGAUCGGUGUACAAGACGCACAUCGACGUGCUGCACUUCCGCAAAAUCGACCAGAGGAGGUUGUACGAGGAAGAGAACGGUAAAGACCGUCGAUUUACCCCGGAACGAGUCGAGUUAUUGCAUAUGCUGUCUCAGAAACCCGACGUGUACGAGCGCCUGGCUAGAUCCAUAGCACCUUCGAUCUACGAAAACGAGGACGUUAAGAAGGGAAUUCUCUUGCAGUUGUUCGGCGGUACUAAAAAAACGUUCGUCACGUCCGGCCGGUCGAAUUUCAGGGCGGAAAUCAACAUCUUGCUGUGCGGGGAUCCCGGUACAUCGAAGUCGCAGCUACUGCAGUACGUCUACAAUUUGGUGCCGAGGAGCCAGUACACGUCCGGGAAAGGUUCUUCGGCGGUGGGUUUGACUGCGUACGUUACCAAAGAUACGGAAACCAAGCAGCUGGUGCUUCAAACCGGUGCCCUCAUACUCGCCGAUAACGGGAUUUGUUGUAUCGAUGAGUUCGAUAAAAUGAGCGAAUCGGCGCGUAGCGUACUCCACGAGGUAAUGGAACAACAAACGCUCAGUAUAGCCAAAGCGGGAAUUAUUUGCCAAUUGAACGCCAGAACUUCGAUUUUAGCCGGAGCGAAUCCCUGCGAGUCUCAAUGGAACCAACACAAAACUAUCAUCGAAAACGUACAAUUACCCCACACAUUAUUAUCGAGAUUCGAUUUGAUAUUUCUGAUAUUAGAUCCACAAAACGAAGUGUUCGACAGAAGAUUAGCGCGCCAUUUGGUAUCCCUAUACUACAAAACCAGAGACGAGGAGGAAAUCGAAUUCCUCGACAUGUCGAUCAUAAGAGACUACAUAGCCUACGCCAAAGAGCACAUACAUCCGAAAAUCGGCGACGAAGCUUCCCAGAAGCUCAUCCAGAGCUACGUGGACAUGAGGAAAAUCGGCUCGGGUCGCGGGCAAAUAUCCGCCUAUCCGAGACAACUGGAGUCGCUGAUUCGCCUGUCGGAGGCCCACGCGAAGCUCAGGUUCUCGCAAACCGUCGAAAUCGAAGACGUCGAGGAGGCCUACAGGUUGCAUCGGGAGGCUUUGAAACAAUCUGCGACAGAUCCUCUAUCGGGAAAAAUCGACGUGGGUAUCCUUACGACGGGACUAAGUAGCGCGUCGAGGAAGAAACGAAUGGAAUUGGCGCAAACGGUGAAGAAAUUGAUCGAAGAUAAGGGAAAAGCGCCGAUCAUUAAUUACAUGAAGCUGUUCAAUGAACUUAAGGAGAGUUCGGCUAUCAUGAUUACUAGAGAGCAAUUUGAGGACGCGAUUAAGGAUUUGCAGGAUAGCGGAAUGAUCGUCGUGAUGGGGAAGACUUCUAUAAGAGUCUGCAAAAAUAGAGAUUAAAUCCAACGGAUUUGAUUAGUAUUUUACGCGCAUUUAACGAUUAUUUUAUAUGCUUUCGAAAUAUUUACACUUAAGUUAACCUUUAACCACUAUUCUCUUUAUCUUUUAUCGUUUUUGUUAUUGUCAGAUUGGAAAAAGUAAAAAUAAAAGUCGAUUUGAU
Molecule: messenger RNA, 2934 nt
Organism: Phyllotreta striolata
Lineage: Eukaryota; Metazoa; Arthropoda; Insecta; Coleoptera; Chrysomelidae
Source: the annotation of a GenBank genome assembly